Chaetura pelagica (chimney swift) is the source of this 5127-nucleotide messenger RNA. It is a transcript of the gene LAMB4, whose product is annotated as laminin, beta 4. The record is from RefSeq and is a predicted model, not a curated record. Lineage: Eukaryota; Metazoa; Chordata; Aves; Apodiformes; Apodidae.
AUGAGGCUGGGUCUGGUCAUGCUGUUAAACCUGAUGCUGAUAAGACUCCAGCAUGCACAGGAUGACUGUGAUGCUGGGUCUUGCCACCCAGCUGUUGGGGACCUCCUUCUGGGUCGCAGCAAGCAAUUAACAGCCUCAUCAACCUGUGGAAUGAAUGGCCCUCAGAAGUACUGCAUUAUAGGCUACCUAGAGGCUGAACAGAAGUGCUUUCUCUGUGAUUCCAGAUAUCCAUAUAAUCCCUAUACACAGCACAACAGUCACAUGAUUGAAAAUGUUAUCACGACGUUUGAGCCUGAUAGGAAAAAAAAGUGGUGGCAGUCAGAAAAUGGUGUUGACCAUGUCAGCAUUAGAUUGGACCUAGAAACUUUAUUCCAGUUCAGCCAUCUUAUCCUGACUUUUAAGACGUUUCGGCCCGCGGCAAUGCUGGUUGAGCGCUCCACCGACUUCGGUCAGACCUGGAAGGCACUUAGAUAUUUUGCACAGGACUGUGCAGCUUCUUUUCCCAACAUCUCCCCUGGUCCAGCAAAAAGCGUAGGAGACGUCAUUUGUGAUUCAAGAUAUUCAGACAUCGAGCCCUCCACUGGAGGAGAGGUUGUUUUAAAAGCUUUGGAUCCCAGCUUUGAAAUAGAAAAUCCAUAUGUGCCAUAUAUUCAAGAGCUCAUUACGCUGACAAACCUAAGGAUCAAUUUUACUAAACUCCACACCCUUGGGGAUGCUCUGCUUGGAAGAAGGCACAGUGAUCCCCUUGAGAAAUACUACUAUGCUGUCUAUGAGAUGGUCGUGCGGGGCAGCUGCUUUUGCAAUGGCCAUGCCAGCCAGUGUGACCCUGUGCAGAAUCUGCGGGGAGAUGUUUUCCAUCAGUCUGGAAUGGUCCAUGGGAGAUGCAUCUGCCACCAUAACACUGAAGGUUUUUCUUGUGAAAGAUGUAAAGAUUUUUACAAUGAUGCUCCCUGGAGACCAGCUGAAGGGACACAAGAUAAUGCUUGCAAACGGUGUAACUGCAACGGCCACUCUGGAAGGUGCCACUUUGACAUGGCUGUGUACCAGGCCAGUGGUGGGGUCAGUGGUGGUGUUUGUGAGGACUGUCAGGAUAACACCACAGGACAACACUGUGACCAGUGCAGACGUUUCUUUUACCAAGACCCACUCAAAGUCAUCUCAGACCCCCACGCGUGCCUCCCCUGCAACUGUGACCCAGAGGGCACGUUGCACAGCGGCGCGUGCGAGAGCCGCACGGACGCGGCCCUGGGCACGGUGGCGGGUCGGUGCCCGUGCAAGGAGCACGUGGAGGGCGUGCGCUGUGACAAGUGCAGGGACAACUACUUCGGGCUGAGUGGCAGUGACCCUCUGGGCUGCCGGCGCUGCGGGUGCCACCCCCCGGGCAGCCUCUCCCCCGCCUGCCGCCCCGACACCGGGCGCUGCCUCUGCCGCCGCUUCGCCACCGGCCCGAGCUGCGACAGGUGCCUCGUAGGAUACUGGGGUCUGGGCAACAGCUUGCAUGGCUGUUCUCCAUGUGACUGUGACAUUGGUGGGUCCCUGAAUAACUUGUGCUCACCAAAGGAUGGUCAAUGCAAGUGUCUUCCCAACAUCGUGAGCCGCCAGUGUAACGAGCCAGCCCCAGGCUACUUCUUUUUACCCCUGGAUUAUUACAUUUAUGAAGCUGAACAUGCAAAGCCCCUGUCUGGCUCUGCACCCUUGGGUGUGAUGCAGGCGGGACAGGACUCGGCUGUGUCAGUGGUUUUCAGGCCGCCCAGCGCCGGUCGGUCAGUCACGUGGACAGGCCCUGGCUUUGCCCGCGUUCCCAGCGGAGCCGGGCUCAGAUUUGCCAUCAGCAACGUUCCCUUUGCCAUGGACUUUGAUAUCGCGAUCCGUUAUGAGCCUGAGUCCUUGGAAGACUGGGUAGCAAGUGUUGCCAUCCAGCCUGCUGGAGUUCUGUCAAGUCAAGGCUGCAAGAACAAGGGCCUUUCACAGGAGCCACAUGCAUUGCCUCUCCCAGCAGCUAAGAGGAUUGCACUUUUGCAAACUCCAGUCUGCCUGGAGCCAGGAACAGAAUACUCUGUGGAUGUGUAUUUUUCUCAGCCCUCUGCCUCUGACCCAAAAAUGAAAUCAUUCAUCCUGAUUGACUCACUUGGACUUAUUCCCAGGAUUGCCUCCGUGGAAAACUUAUGCAGUGAAAAGGAUUUAGAUGAGUACCAGAAGUAUCACUGUGUUGAAAUUGCAUCAGAAGUUGGACCCCACGUCCUGCCCGAGGCGUGUGCGCGGCUCAUAGCGAGCAUGUCAGCCCGGAUCCACGGCGGCGCCGUCGCAUGUAGGUGCAACCCCCAGGGGUCCCUGCAUGGCAGCUGCAGCAGGCUGGGGGGCCAGUGCCAGUGCAAAGCCAACGUGGUGGGGCGCUGCUGUGACACCUGCUCGCCGGGCAGCUACGGCUUCGGCUUCCACGGCCUCUGCCACCCGCGCACCGGGCUGUGCCUCCGCUGCCGCGGCCUGGCGGCCGGAACCCGCUGCGAAAGGUGCAUGGAUGGCUACUACGGAGACCCUCUGAAGGGAGAGCCCUGUCGCCCAUGCAUGUGCCCAGGGGAACCUACAAGUAAUAUGUAUUUUGCACGUUCCUGUUACCAGGACUCCCAGACUGCACAACUGAUCUGCAAUUGUCUCAAGGGAUAUUCAGGCAGUCGGUGUGAUGAGUGUCCUAGUGGGUUCUACAAAAACCCUGGCAAGCCUGGGCUUGGCUGUGCACCAUGUCCCUGCAAUAACAACAUUGAUGUGACAGACCCAGAGUCCUGUAACAGGGUCACCGGGGAAUGCACCAAGUGUUUGCACAACACCCAUGGAGCAAACUGCCAGUUCUGCAAACCAGGAUAUUUUGGCUCAGCCCUCGAUCAAAACUGUCAAAAGUGCACGUGCAAUCCAGCAGGUGUCCACCCUGCCAUGUGCCCGGGGGGGGACACAACCUGUCUGUGUGACCCAGCCACAGGAGCUUGCCCUUGUCUGCCCAACGUGGUGGGUGUGACAUGUGACCAUUGUGCCUCUGGGUACUGGGGCCUGGCUAGUGGGAAAGGAUGCCAGGUCUGUGACUGUGAUUCAAAAAACUCCCAAAGCAACCAGUGCAACCAGCUUACAGGCCAGUGUCCAUGUAAGCCAGGUUACAGUGGAAGAUGUUGUGAUGAAUGUGAGGAAAAUUACUUUGGCAAUCCCCAGGCACAUUGCAUUUCAUGCAAAUGUAACCCAGAGGGAACCAGCCAGCCCAAGUGUGACAGAGCCACCGGCGCGUGUAACUGCCGCGCUGGUGUCACCGGCCGGUUCUGCGACCAGUGCGGCCGCGGCUUUGAGAAGGACUUUCCCUCUUGCCACCAGUGUCAUCUUUGUUUUAAUCAGUGGGACACUGAAAUUACUGCCCUCGCUGAGACUGCUCAGGGGUUAAUGAGGUUUGCUGCAAAUCUCGAAGAUAAAGGAGGACGGAUGCCCAGCUGUGACAUGCGCUUCAAAGCCUUUGAAGACGCCAUUUCUGAAAUUGAAAGAAUUUUGAGACAUCCUGUUCUUUCACUGAAAGCCCUCUCAGGCAUCAAGGAUUUUCAGGGCUACAUUCAGCAAGAAGUUGCACAAAUGGAUGCCCUUCACAGUAUGCUGUAUGAGUUUCCUGACCUUAGCAAGAACAUAGAGGACAUUGGGAAAGAAGCUGACCUUGUGUAUGAACGUCUACAACAGAAGAUACAUCUGCAUCAAAGUUUCCAAUACUUGAACCUCAAAGAAGCCAUCAGCAACAUUAGGAAACAUUUUGAAGUAUCCUUGCUGGCAGAGCAGAAGAGCAGUGGGACAAUUCCUAUCAUAAGAUACUCAGAGUACACCAGGAACCAUGCACUCGCUAUGCUGGGACAGCAGGCCUUGAAAGAAAGCAAUGUGCUGGAGCAGCUCAAGGUGAUGAAGAGCCCCAACAUCCAAAACUUGAAUGAAAAGAUCUGUGGUGUGCCAGGAGACCAGCCCUGUGUCACAGCAGCCUGCGGGGGAGCUUUGUGCCGGGACAGCCACGGAGUCAGGCUGUGUGGUGGCCCAAAGUGCAGUGGAGCUCUUCCCCUCUCCACUGAUGCCUUCAGAAAAGCUGAGGAGAGUGCUGUGUUGCUACAGAACUUAACUGCUCAGCUACAGGACCAUGAGAAGCAGGCUGAACGGAUUAGGAAAAUGGCAGAAGAUAGCAAGAUUAAAGGCUCACAAUUUAAUGGGCAACUGGAGACAGCUAACAAUCAAAUUAAAAUUGACCAAGAGAUAACUAAGGACUUCAUCCAAAAAGUGAAAGACUUCUUGUUAGAUGAGAGUGCACCUCCAGAAGACAUCGAGAAGGUGGCAAGUUAUGUUCUGCAAAUAAACCUUUCCUUGACUCCACAAGAGCUCGCGGGCAUGCUUGGCAAAAUCCAGGGCAUUAUGGACCCCUGUGAGAAGUACAAACUGAACGCAGAUAAGAGAAACAGAAAAAGGGAGGAAGCUCAGAUGCUCCUGGUGGGGGCACGAGAAGCCGAGAAGGCAGCUAAAGCUCUUCUGCCUGUGGAUGAAAUUAAUAAUACUCUAAAAAAUGUUGUGAAAUCCCAAGGACUCUCCAAAGACACCUUUGUAAAGUUAAAUGAAGAGAUAAAAGGCAUCAGAAUGCAAAUCUCACAGGCUGAGAACCAAGUGAACACGACAAAUGAUGAACUAAAUGACUUGUCAGCAAAACAGUCUGAGGUGGAAGAUGAAAUUGCCACAUUGCAGGCAAAAACGCUGAUGAACAAGAAUGAAAGGCAAAGCACAAAGGCAAGAGCAGAGGCAGAAGCAGCUCACAAGCAAGCCCAGAAUAUUGAUAAUGAGUUUGCUGACGUUAAAAGAAAGUACACCAUUCUUCAAGAAAAGCUAAAAGCCCGAGCACCUCCAAAAGUAACACUAGAAAAAGUGAAGCAGCUGAAAGAUGAAGCAGAAAAACUGGCUGAAGAGACUGAAAAAAAAAUUAAACGAGUAACAGAUUUGGAAAAGAAGCUUCAAGACCUGAAUCAAACAAAACAAGACAAGGCAGAGCAACUGAGACAACUAGAGGAACAAGUGAUGGCCAUUAAAAAUGAAAUCAUGGAGCAGGAAAGCAAGUAUGCCACAUGCAAAAGUUAA